This is a messenger RNA of Fusarium redolens, 462 nucleotides long. RefSeq lists its product as uncharacterized. The coding region runs from base 1 to 462 and encodes 153 amino acids. NCBI's taxonomy places the organism in Eukaryota, Fungi, Ascomycota, Sordariomycetes, Hypocreales, Nectriaceae. The transcript has a single exon. The record is from RefSeq and is a predicted model, not a curated record.
AUGCCUUCACUACAAAACCCCCAGAUCAAAGCGGCACAGGCAUCUUCUCGAUCCUACCUCCCUGAGUUGAACAUCAAAAUACUCGCUCAGCUUUCUCUUGAAGAUAUGCGGCAUCUCAUCAUGCCUUCGCCUGCUGUAUUACAGUCCUUUCGAAGACACCGUACCUAUGUCGUGAGGCAUCACCUACAAGACCUGCUUCAGUUCUACAUCAAUGAAAGCAUGCUACCUCUCGUUGCAUUUACCAUGCGCCUUCGCCUUCUUCGCUCACAAUGUCAACAACAGACAGCUUCGGAGGUGGAGGAGAUACUUAAACCUUGGCUAAAUGCAGUCAUAUUAUUGGAAUGCACAAGAUCACCAGCAGCAGGCGACCUGAACCUCCCGAUGCUCAACAUUGCUCUGAACUUGGUGCCAGAGUUUUGCAAUUCCUUCAAGCUAUACCAAAAUGAAAGAGCAUAUCUUUGA